GAAGACUGGCCACCAUGCACAGCUCCUGCAGUCUGCUGCUGCUGCUGCUGCUCCUGGCGGCCACCGUGGGCCCCGCCGGCGCCCUCAGUGACGAUGAGAAGCGCGCGAUGGUGGAGCUGCACAACCUCUACCGGGCACAGGUGUCCCCUCCCGCCGCGGACAUGCUGCAAAUGAGGUGGGACGAGGAGCUGGCCGCCUUCGCCAAGGCCUACGCGCAGCAGUGCGUGUGGGGCCACAACAAGGAGCGCGGGCGGCGCGGCGAGAACCUGUUCGCCAUCACGGAGGAGGGCCUGGACGUGCCGCUGGCCAUGGAGGAGUGGCACCACGAGCGCGAGCACUACAACCUCAGCGCCGCCUCCUGCGACCAGGGCCAGAUGUGCGGCCACUACACGCAGGUGGUCUGGGCCAAGACAGAGAGGAUUGGCUGUGGCUCCCACUUCUGUGAGAAGCUCCAGGGUGUUGAGGAGAUCAAUAUUCAAUUGCUGGUUUGCAACUAUGAGCCCCCGGGGAACGUGAAGGGAAAGAGACCCUACCAGGAAGGGACUCCGUGCUCCCUGUGUCCCUCCGGCUACCGCUGCGAGAACUCCCUCUGUGAACCCAUCAUAGGCCCGGAAGAGGCUCAGGAAUUGCCUCACCUGGUAACUGAGGCCCCGUCUUCCCUGGCAACUGAAGCUUCAGGCUCCAGGAAAAGCGGUAUCCCUUCUUCCCUGGCCACGGAAACCACAUCCUCCCUGGUAACGGAGGUCUCAAGCCCCCUGGCAACCAAGGCUCCACCUGCUGUAGAAACCGAGGCCCCAUCUUCCUUAGCAACGGAAGAUUCCCUCUCCAUGGCAACAGAGUCUCCACCUUCCUUAACAACUGAGGUCCCUCCCUUUUUGGCAACUCACAGCCUGUUCUCCCUGGAUGAGGGGCCAGCUAUCUUCCCCAAAUCGACUCAUAAUCCCAUCUCCAAAUUGGCAGACGAAGAGGCCAGCAGGACAGAGAGUUCUCUGCACCCCAAGGUGUUCUUGACAGGGACACGGGAGCCGCUACCCCACUCCCAGAAGGUGGGCAAGGCUGAGGCCGAGUUGUCUCGUUCCAGUGAGGUCUUGGCCUCAGUGUUUCCAGGCCAGGGCAAGACAGGUGAGCUGCCGGCCACACUGGACCACACGGGGCACACCUCCUCCAAGUCCCUGUCCAACUCCCCCAAUACCUCUGCCACCGCUAAUGCCGUGGGUGGGCGUACCCUGGCUCUGCAGUCAUCUUUGCCAGGUGCAGAGGGCCCUGAAAAGCCUAGCGUCAAGUCAGGGCUGACCUCGGGCCCUGGUCACAUCUGGGGCCCCCUUCUGGGACUGCUUCUACUGCCUCCCCUGGUGCUGGCUGGAAUCUUCUGAAGGGCUCACCACUCAAAGGAACUGCCAGACUGCUUUCCAAAGUGGCUGCCCAUCGCGCCUGCGCACCAGCAACGUAUGAAGAUUCCCAUUUCUCCACAUCUUCGCCGACACUCAUAAUCUUCUUAAAAUUAUAGCCAUCCUAUGUGUGUAGUAGCUCAUUGUGCUUUUGGUUCUCAUUUCCCUAAUGAUGCCAAGCACAUCUUUCCGUGUGCUUACUGGGCUUUCGUCUAUGGAGAGCGGUCUAUUCAAGGCUUUUGCCCAUUUUUUAACUGGGGUACUCGUCUUACUGAGUUGUAGGAAUUCUUUAUAUACUCUAGAUACAAGUCCCUUACCAGAUAUGUAAUUUUAAAACAUUUUCUCUCAUUCUGUCAGUUGUCAAUUUUUCUUUAGGAUGUCCUCUGAACACAAGUCUUUAAUUUUGAUGAAAUCCAAUUUAUUUGUUCUUUUGUUGCUGUGCUUGUGUUGUAUCUAAGAAACCACUGCCUAACCCGAAGUCACAAAGAUUUACGCCUAUGCUUUUUUCUAAGAGUUUUAUGGUUUCAAUUCUUGUAUUUCAGCCUUUGAUCCAUUCUUAGCUGAUUUUUGUAUGUGGUGUGAGGUGGGAGUCUAACUUCAUUCUCAUGCAUGUGAAUGUCCUGUUGUCCAAGCACUUUUUGUUGAAGACAAUUCUUCCUCCAUUCACUGUCUUGUUGCCUUUGUCCAAAAUCAACUGACCUCAAAUGUGACUAUUUCUGGACUCUUGAUCCCGUCCCAUUGAUCCAUAUGUCUAUCUUAUGCCAGUAUCACACCACCUUGAUUCCCAUAACUUUUUAGCUAAGUUUUGAAAUUGUCAAGUGUGAAUCCUGAUUUUGUUCUUCUUU
Molecule: messenger RNA, 2233 nt
Organism: Ailuropoda melanoleuca (giant panda)
Lineage: Eukaryota; Metazoa; Chordata; Mammalia; Carnivora; Ursidae
Gene: PI16
Product: peptidase inhibitor 16
Exons: 7
Coding region: 15-1373 (452 amino acids)
Cellular component (GO): extracellular region
Source: RefSeq, a predicted model, not a curated record